AUGAUUUUCUAUGAGUUUUCUAUUUUAGUUUCUUGUUCCUAUCUAUCUAUCUAUCUAUCUAUUUAUCUAUCUAUCUCAUUCUCUUUAUAUCUAUCUAAUUCCCUUUCAAUCUAUCUAUCUAUCUGUUUUCAUUCAAUUUUUAUAUCUAUCUAUCUAUCUAUCUAUCUAUCUAUCUAUCUAUCUCAUUCUCCUUAUAUGUAUGUCUGUAUCUAUCUAUCUAUCUAUCUAUCUAUCUAUCUCUCUGUCUAUCUAUCGUUCUGUUUUCAUACAUUUUUCUUUCUUUCUUUCUCUCUUUCUUUCUUUCUAUCUAUCUAUCUAUCUCAUUUUCUAUCUAUCUAUCUAUCUAUCUAUCCUUGUCUGUUCAUAAAUAUCUAUCUAUUCUUGUCUGUUUGUGUCUAUCUAUCUAUCUAUCUAUCUCAUUCUCUUUAUAUGAAUCUUUAUAUGUAUUUAUAUAUCUAUCUGUUUUCAUACAUUUUUCUAUCUAUCUAUCUAUCUAUCUAUCUAUCUCGUUCUCUAUCUAUCUAUCCUUGUCUCUUCAUAAAUAUCUAUCUAUUUUCACACAUUUUUAUCUAUCUAUCUAUCUAUCUAUCUAUCUAUCUAUCUAUCUAUCUGCCCUUGUCUGUUCAUAAAUAUCUAUCUAUCUAUUCUUGUCUGUUCGUAUCUAUCUAUCUAUCUAUCUUUCUAUCUAAUUCUGUUCCUAUCUAUCUAUAUAUUUCAGUCUUAAUUUCCUAUUUAUUUUUUGUAUAUUGUUUGUAUCAAUUUCAACCUAUCUAUCUAUCUAUCUAUCUAUCUAUCUAUCUAUCUUUUUCAAUCUCCCUAUGUCUAUUUCAACUUCUCAGAACAGGGGGCAGUCUUCUCUCUCUCUCCUCCAAAAUUCUCCAGCAAAUCUCUCAACUCACUGCGACGAUAGUCUCGUGA
Messenger RNA from Acanthosepion pharaonis, 918 nucleotides. Lineage: Eukaryota; Metazoa; Mollusca; Cephalopoda; Sepiida; Sepiidae. The record is from the annotation of a GenBank genome assembly.